AUGACAUCCCUGGUGAUCUUUGACUUCGACGGCACCCUUUUUGACACCCACGAAUCCAUCGCUCAAACAAUCAGGCUCACUUUUCAUGCCCUGCUACCAGCCCACACCCCACCACAAAAUGAGAUCUACAGCCUGAUUGCCAGUGGGUCUGGAUUGACAGAGACAUUCAAGAAGCUUUACCCCUUUCCCGUGGAGUUUACUGCGACCGUCGAGAGUGAAUGGAUUGAACAAUACCGCACCCUCUACGCCAUUCACGGUCAACCACUCAUCAAAGCCUUCACUGGCGCAAAGGAUCUUCUGACAGAGAUCAAUUCUCUCGGGAUUUCCAUCGCCAUCGUCAGCAAUAAGGGCGUCGAGGCUGUAAAGACUGCCUUGAGACGCAAUGACUUGUAUGGCAUGGUGCCCGAGGAUCUCAUCAUCGGUGACAAAACCCCAGGUGCGAAGCGCAAGCCGGAUCCUUCCAGCUUCAGCAAUAUUUUGGCCCCCACUCUCCAGCAGAGAUCCGGUGGGCAGAUUAUGGCGAGCCAAGUGCUUGUUGUAGGUGACACGAUUGCGGAUAUCGAAUUUGCAAGGAAUAUUGGGAGCAAGGUUUGCUGGUGUCGCUAUGGGUAUGGGGAUCGAGAGGCUUGUCAGGCCCUGGAGCCGGACUUCGUGGUUGACGCGUUAGAGGAUGUGGUGGAGCAUUUGAAUGGUCAAGUCUGA
Messenger RNA from Penicillium salamii, 702 nucleotides. The record is from the annotation of a GenBank genome assembly. Lineage: Eukaryota; Fungi; Ascomycota; Eurotiomycetes; Eurotiales; Aspergillaceae.